This is a messenger RNA of Beauveria bassiana ARSEF 2860, 915 nucleotides long. RefSeq names its product putative hydrolase. The transcript has a single exon. NCBI's taxonomy places the organism in Eukaryota, Fungi, Ascomycota, Sordariomycetes, Hypocreales, Cordycipitaceae. Bases 1 to 915 code for a protein of 304 amino acids. Gene Ontology annotation, molecular function: hydrolase activity. The record is from RefSeq and is a predicted model, not a curated record.
AUGUUUGGAGGCUUUGAAUCCUUCUCAAUCACGACUGAGACGGACCCCGUCGUCAUCAAUAUAUUCGGCCGCAUCAAAAGAAUUCCAGACUCUCCUCUUCCACCUCUCCUCUUACUCCACGGCUUCCCGCAGAGCCACCACAUCUGGCACGAGGUCACGAGACAGCUAGGCCAGAGCUGCUGCUGCUACUCCAUUGUGCUCAUCGACCUCCGCGGCUACGGAAGCUCGUCCAAGCCCGACAAGGUCCACCACUAUGCCAAGAGCGCCAUGGCAAGGGACUGCGUCACGGUCAUGGACUCGCUCGGCUUCACUGACCGAUUCUUUGUGUGCGGCCACGAUCGCGGCGCCAGGGUCGCGCACAAGCUCUGCGUCGACUUUCCCGCGCGCGUUCAACGCGCCCUGCUGCUGGACAUUUGCCCGACACUGGCCAUGUACACGUCGUCGGACCAGCAGCUCGCGACUUUGUACUUUCACUGGUUCUUCCUGAUCCAGCCCGAGCCCUUGCCAGAGAAGAUGAUUAGCGGGUGCGCCCGCGUCUUUGGCGAGUUUUGCCUGGGAAUCGAAGACGAAAAGGACCGGGCGUCCUUUGACGAGACCUGCCUCGAGCACUAUCUCAGCGCCCUGGAGCGUCCAGACGCCGUCCACUCCAUGUGUCAGGAUUAUCGAGCCAGCGCAACGCUCGACCUGGACGAGGCGAGAGAUGAUCUCGGCCGGGGGAGGCUGAUUCAGUGUCCGUUGAGGGUCCUAUGGGCCGGGCAAGGUGUCAUUGGCAAGUACUUUGAUCCUAUUGAAGAGUGGCGAGCUGUGACAGACGACGGCGCCGUCGUUGAUGGCCGCAGUGUUGAUACCAACCACUUUAUUCCAGAGGCUGCGCCAGAUAUUGUGGUAUCAAAUAUACUGGACUUUUUUUCCUAG